GCUUGAGAGAAGUUCAGAUCUGAUCAGAAGUAAAAAUUUACUAGGAUCAAACGACUGCUCAACACCAGAGAUGCGUCGAGAAUGGGAGGGUGAGUUUGCGAAGCGUACAAAAGAGGUGUUUCUGAAUUCCAGUGAAAUGUCCAUGGAAAUAAAAAAUAUGAUGAAACUGCAACAGACUGAAGACAGUCAAACGAAGGUUACAAUGUACGCCCGCAUCUUGGAACUCGACAAAUAUCCUGAGCAUCGCGAAGAGCAGAAUCAGCAGUUAAAGAGAUUAUUUCGAGUGACGAAACAACCAUCUUUUGAAGAUUUCCGCUCGGCAUUUUUGCAUUCUCCAAAAGACGUUCAAUCAAAGCACAGUUUCUUGGCCUUGUUCUUCGCAAAGUUUAAUCAACUAACGAUGGUAGGAAAUCUUCAUCAUCUGUUGAAAUGGUCUCGUCUCGUAUCAUCGGCAUUAACCCACCGCAUCAGUAGAAAAGAUGCAGAAUCUAAAUCAAUUAAUGACUUCAUAACCGGCCACCUUUUAGAGAUAAACCGCAGUCCACAAGAAAAAAGCAGCUUGAAAAUGUUGUUUGAAAAGUUUCAAAAAGCGUGGAAUGAAGUUUUUUCGUUAAAUGAGCAAGGAGUUAAAGAAGUGGAGAUGCCAGGACUAAUGGAGACGGAUUAUAUAGCUUAUUGUUUAACGGAAGGUGAAUAUAGCAUUCACCUUGAAAAAGCUAUCAAAAUGCUAGUUUCACUCCAAAAUUCUAUCUUAGACGCAACAAUUUCUCUAUCAUCACGUGGGCAUCCGGCUCUGGGUUUCCUUGAAAAGAAAAAUUGCAGCGGUGUCGCGAUCGCUUCGAUUCAAGAAGUCAAAGAGGAUGAAAUAAUCAGUUUUCAAUGGUCUGAUGAUUUGUUGAAAUACACACCAAGGAAUCUCGAGUAUGGUAAAGGCCACGAAAUCGCGUAUGAUUUUGAACGAAUAGAAAUAUUGCUUGCAAAAAAAAUAGCGUUCGGAAAGUGCUAUUUGGCAGGUACACUGAACAAGUUCAUAUUUGCAAAGGAAUUGUUCCACAUCUGUGGCCCUUUAUUGACGGAGUUUCGAUCAUUAAUAAAACAAAGUGAAACAUUGCCAGAGGAUGUGGGUAAAGAAUUAGUGAAGCUGAAAGAGCAGAGGAUCAAAGACGCCCAAGAUCUUCUUCAAAAUAUCGAAGUGCUCAUCUUCUUGCUAAAACGAAAAUUUAAGGACAUAAACGUGGAUAUGACAUUGAAACAUUUCACUGAAAACUGUCCCCCUGAAAUCUCUUUUCCAGUAAAACUAUUCCCCCAAACUGGAAGUUUGAUCAAGAUUGAACACGUUGCUGCACUUUACGAAGCUCUGGAAGACGUUCUUGCUGAUGGUGCUAUUGAAGGACUUGAUAGAAAAUUUCGGAAAAAAUUGACAGACGACAUGAAAAAGACCGUUAACGCUAUGACAAACAGAACGACUGGCGGUGCUCAAUUGAUACCACGCAAAUUCUUGAAAGUGCUUCGUCGUUUCGUUUUCCGUUAUCUCUCAUCUGAAAAGUACUGGCCUGAAGAGAGUACACCAUUGCAGUGUCAUUUGCAGGAACCUUCGCUGUGGUCCUCACUUGUACCACCAAAUAUGGAUGAUAUCCCGAAAGAAAUUACUCUAGAAUACAUCUACUCGAUAGUGAAGUAUCUUGAAGAAGAAGGGAAGAAAAAGGAACGCAAAACCAUAAUUAGUACAUCAAGGCAAGUAACCAACAUUGGCCAACGACGUCAGCUUAGGAAAGCGACGUUUAUAAAAUGAUCUGAAAGUAUACAGCCUCAUUUAUAGACAAACAAUAAAAUGCUUUUGUUAUUCUUAAUGUAGCGUUGCCAGGAAUAUUUAAAAUUUAACCACAGGUAUUAAAGGUAAAUGAUCGAUGUAAAUACAAUGUGCGCAAAAUAUUGAGCCAAUCUCGAAAACUACAGUCUCGGUUUUUUCAAAGGAAAAAUAGCCAGCCAACAAUGAGUGUAGGAAAAAGCAAACAGUUUUGGUAACCAACAAGUGAAAUCUGAGAACUAGGGAUCCAAUGAUUAAAUCAUGUUACACGCUCGAAA
This is a messenger RNA of Dendronephthya gigantea, 2085 nucleotides long. RefSeq lists its product as uncharacterized. The transcript is spliced from 2 exons. The record is from RefSeq and is a predicted model, not a curated record. The coding region runs from base 71 to 1792 and encodes 573 amino acids. Lineage: Eukaryota; Metazoa; Cnidaria; Anthozoa; Malacalcyonacea; Nephtheidae.